AUGGAGGAGAUCUCGCUCUCGAACCUGGAUACCAGCAAGCUGGAGGCCAUCGCGCAGGAGAUAUACGUAGACCUGAUAGAGGAUUCGUGCUUGGGCUUCUGCUUUGAGGUGCACCGGGCAGUCAAGUGUGGCUACUUCUACCUGGAGUUCGCGGACACUGGCAGCGUGAAGGAUUUCGGCCUCCAGCCCGUGGAGGAGAAGGGGGCUAAAGGAGCGUGCCGCCUCCCGCUCCGCCCCCUCCCCGCGGAGCCUGGGAGCGGGCCUGAUCAGGCGCUGCAACGCUCGCCUCCGGAAUUCCAGUAG
This is a messenger RNA of Pipistrellus nathusii (Nathusius's pipistrelle), 303 nucleotides long. The record is from the annotation of a GenBank genome assembly. NCBI's taxonomy places the organism in Eukaryota, Metazoa, Chordata, Mammalia, Chiroptera, Vespertilionidae.